This is a messenger RNA of Entrophospora sp. SA101, 519 nucleotides long. Lineage: Eukaryota; Fungi; Glomeromycota; Glomeromycetes; Entrophosporales; Entrophosporaceae. The record is from the annotation of a GenBank genome assembly.
AUGCGUUUAGAAAAAUGUUACUUUUGUUCUUCUACAGUAUACCCCGGACAUGGGACAAUGUUUGUAAGAAAUGAUAGUAAGGUAUUUAGAUUUUGUAGAAGUAAGUGUCAUGCAGCCUUUAAACAUAAACGCAAUCCACGUAAAGUAAGGUGGACAAAAGCAUUUAGAAAAGCAGCUGGCAAAGAAAUGGCCAUAGAUUCAACGUUUGAAUUUGAGAAACGCCGUAACGUACCAAUACGGUAUGAUCGUGAACUUAUGUCUACAACUAUAAAGGCUAUUAAGAAAAUUUCGGAGAUCAAAGCUAAACGUGAAAAAGCAUUUUACAAGAAUAGAAUGUCUGGUAACAAGGAACGCGAGAGGGCAGAGAAUAUACGUGAGAUUCAACGCAAUAUUGAACUUGUUCCAACACUUUCAUCGAUCAAAACCAAAUUACAAACAAUCAAAGCUGUUGCUGAAGCAGAUAAAGUUGAACAUCAAAAUAAAGAACAAUCGAUGGUGAUGGAUAUUGAUGCAUCAUAA